Messenger RNA from Neolamprologus brichardi, 4205 nucleotides. The record is from RefSeq and is a predicted model, not a curated record. Lineage: Eukaryota; Metazoa; Chordata; Actinopteri; Cichliformes; Cichlidae.
CAGCUGCCUUGGUUGCACUCUGGUAGGAGGCAUAAUGGAGAGAAGUGUGGUGCAAAUCACUCUCUUUGGACUGCUGCUGUCUUUGGCCUCCACACUGCCAAACAAGGAUGACUGGGACAUCUACAGCUUUCACAUCAACUCCACAGUGACCAGUCGUUAUGCCACCACUGUCAUCACAAGCCGUGUGGCCAAUCGUAUGGACGAGUCAAAGGAAAUUGAAUUUCAUGUUCGGAUUCCCAAGAAUGCCUUCAUCAGUAAAUUUCGAAUGUUUAUCGAUGGCCAAGUUUAUGAUGGUGUUGUGAAAGCUAAGGAGCAAGCUCAGCAACAGUACUCUGAAGCUGUGUCCCGUGGUGAAAGUGCUGGACUUGUCAGUUCUGUAGGGAGGACUCUGGAGGAAUUUAAGACCUCUGUAACUGUGGCUGCUCACAAAAAGGUCACAUUUGAACUCACAUAUGAGGAAUUAAUGAAACGAACACGUGGCAAGUACGAGCUGCAAAUUCAUGCUCGACCCAUGCAGCCUGUCAGUGACUUCAAGGUGGAUGUGCACAUUCAAGAGGAAGCUGGCAUCAGUUUCAUCGAUGUGAAAGGAGGCCUGAGCACCAAAGCCCUCGCUAAUGCCAUCACUAAAACACACACAGAUAAAGAGGCGUGGGUGUAUUUCUAUCCAACAGUUGACCAACAGAAGAUGUGUGACAGCUGUAGCGAUCAGGGUAUGAAUGGAGAUCUAGUUAUUGUUUAUGAUGUCAACAGGGACAAUGGACUAGGACACAUCAAGAAAUCUGAUGGAUACUUUGUUCAUCACUUUGCUCCAUCUGAUCUUCCUCGAGUGCCAAAAAAUGUCGUCUUUGUUAUUGAUCAGAGUGGCUCAAUGCGUGGCAGAAAAAUACUCCAGACUAGGACCGCAUUAAUCCACAUUUUGAAUGAUCUGGCAGAAGAUGAUCACUUUGGUCUGAUCACUUUUGAUGGCAACAUUUUGCACUGGAAGCGAGAACUCGUUCAGGCCAACAGCAAAAACGUGGAAAGCGCCAAAAACUUUGCAAGCAAUAUACAAGCUACAGGAUCCACAGAUAUAAAUGAAGCAGUGUUGCAAGGAGCACGUAUGCUGAAUGAUCAUAGCAGAGAAGGUUCAGCAUCUAUUCUGAUACUUCUUACAGAUGGAGACCCAACCUCAGGGGUGACAAACCUGGAGAAUAUUCAGUCAAAUGUAAGACAGGCUAUUGCAGGCAAAUUCCCACUGUACUGUCUUGGUUUUGGUUUUGAUGUUGAUUUUAAGUUCCUUGAGAAAAUGUCGCUGCAAAAUAAUGGUGUGGCACGGCGGAUAUAUGAAGACUCUGAUGCUGAUUUACAGCUGAAGGGUUUCUAUGAAGAGGUGGCCACACCUCUAUUAACAGAUGUGACAAUGAUCUAUGUGGGUGGGACCAAUCUAACCCAGACUAAGUUCAGCCAGUAUUAUAAUGGUUCUGAGAUUGUGGUGGCCGGUGAGAUCACAGAUAACAAUAUUGAAACCUUCACCCCUCAAGUUGUGGCCAUUUCGAGUAAUAGAAGAAUAAUAUUCUCUAAUCCAAAUGAAACCGUGGAAUCCACUGGAACAGUGUCUGAUGACCGUAUCCAGAGGGUUUGGGCGUACCUCACAGUUAAACAGCUACUAGACAAAGAUUUUGCCCAGACUAGGACCGCAUUAAUCCACAUUUUGAAUGAUCUGGCAGAAGAUGAUCACUUUGGUCUGAUCACUUUUGAUGGCAACAUUUUGCACUGGAAGCGAGAACUCGUUCAGGCCAACAGCAAAAACGUGGAAAGCGCCAAAAACUUUGCAAGCAAUAUACAAGCUACAGGAUCCACAGAUAUAAAUGAAGCAGUGUUGCAAGGAGCACGUAUGCUGAAUGAUCAUAGCAGAGAAGGUUCAGCAUCUAUUCUGAUACUUCUUACAGAUGGAGACCCAACCUCAGGGGUGACAAACCUGGAGAAUAUUCAGUCAAAUGUAAGACAGGCUAUUGCAGGCAAAUUCCCACUGUACUGUCUUGGUUUUGGUUUUGAUGUUGAUUUUAAGUUCCUUGAGAAAAUGUCGCUGCAAAAUAAUGGUGUGGCACGGCGGAUAUAUGAAGACUCUGAUGCUGAUUUACAGCUGAAGGGUUUCUAUGAAGAGGUGGCCACACCUCUAUUAACAGAUGUGACAAUGAUCUAUGUGGGUGGGACCAAUCUAACCCAGACUAAGUUCAGCCAGUAUUAUAAUGGUUCUGAGAUUGUGGUGGCCGGUGAGAUCACAGAUAACAAUAUUGAAACCUUCACCCCUCAAGUUGUGGCCAUUUCGAGUAAUAGAAGAAUAAUAUUCUCUAAUCCAAAUGAAACCGUGGAAUCCACUGGAACAGUGUCUGAUGACCGUAUCCAGAGGGUUUGGGCGUACCUCACAGUUAAACAGCUACUAGACAAAGAGCUUCAGUUAUCGGGACCGGAGAAAGAGAAAGUAAAGAAGGAGGCUUUGGAGCUGUCACUGAAAUACAGUUUUGUGACUCCUCUCACAUCUAUGGUGGUCACAAAGCCUCCAGGAGAGAACACAGAUGUGCUUCAUAAACCAAAGGAAGGUGAAACACCACAGAGACAGCAGCCCCCUCUAGUUCUAUUACCUUCAAGACUACAUUUGCUUUCUAGUAGUCGCCCGGGUGGCCGUUCACCUGUCACAGAUGUGAUGGACAAACAAUCCACUGGAGGCUAUGGAGGAUACAGUUCGUCAGGAAUCUCAAACACACGUACUCGUGGCAUACAAGGAAAAGUAAAAAAUCUUGGCCGUCAAGUCGUGCAAAUGGUCCCCCACAGAAGGGAAAAAGGACUCUCUGGUCGAGUCAUGCAACAGCACACCCCCAGAGGAGAGAGAGUCUUGCAACAGCAUACCCCCAGAGGAGAGAGAGGAGACCUUGCACCAGUUCCUGUACUCCACAGGUUUUUGCUAAAAGCUGAGAAUCAGACUGUUCCACUAUGCUUUGAUGUCAGUGGACCUGUCCGCCUUAAACUUCUUCACUAUCCCAGCAGGGAACUGUCUGUAAAUGGUGAGCUUGAUUCAGUUACAAAUGGAGGCUUCAGCAGAAUUUUCAUACACAUCAAUGACAGCCAACAUGUUGAGAUCGACACCAACCGGGUCACUGUACGAGAUGGACAGACAGUAACAAAUUACACUGGACAGGAUCGCAUUACAGCUGGAAGUGUGACAGUGAUUGUGCGCAACAACGAAAUAGACGUUGCCACUGGAGACAUGCGAAUGGUCAUCAUAGUUCAUGAGAACAAAGGUCCAAAAUUCCUUUGGCCAGCUUUAAGACAGCGUCCCUCGGACAACAAUGCUGAAGGACUUUUAGCUGUAGAGGCUGCAGUUUAUGAGGAGGUACAGCAAGCUCCUGUCAGAAAACUAAAGAUUAAAAACCAGGAGGCAGACGUUACUGGGGAGAUGGUUGUUGACUACAGCUUUGCUUCUCCUGUCACAAUGAACUGUUGGCUCAUGUCUGCGGACUCUGCCCUGCAGAGACCACUGUCCCAGUUUGUCAUUACACAGCUUUAACUGGCAAAUAUGUUGAUUUAUUUGAAAAAAAUCUUUCAUUUAAAAGGAAAACAAGGCAAAAACAUAUAUUGUGGAAACUUUCUUUCCAUCUGUUUCCAACAUGUAGAAAUAUAACUGUGAUUGUGCUGGAUCUAGUGUCAGACAGCAUUACCAAUUAAAAAUAACAAACAAACAAACAAAUAAAUAAAUAAAUAAGGAUUUAUGAUUACCACCAUCUGGCAUUAACAUAGCGUCCAAAAUGACACAAAUGCAGUUGAGAUGACAAUAAUAGGCAUACUUCUACACCUUUCUUUUUUUUAAUUAAUUGAAAAAUGUAAAUUUUAUAAGUUUAAAUUACAGUAAUUAUAUUGUUAUAGCUAAAUGUUAAUCAGCUUUGCUGGCUGAUCUGGAAGAGAGUUGGAUUAUAGAAAGUUUGCUUAUAAAUAACAAUUUCAAAUAUUUCUGCAUUCUGGUUAAGUACCCCAACAUUUAGAGAGAAAACAUUUCUUCUGUUUUGUCUUUUGCCUCAAACUGCAAAUGACAUGUAAUGAGGCUGACUUGAUUUAAGGAUCUCUGACAAAUAUAAUGCUGUUAUUUUUCUUGCAUAAUUUCAUGACUUCCUCAGAACAGUUUAUGGAAUGGAUAUCAAGCGAAUGAAUAAAGAAUCCAAACUAUUCCCUAA